Messenger RNA from Hippopotamus amphibius kiboko, 1621 nucleotides. RefSeq names its product fibrinogen C domain containing 1 (gene FIBCD1). The transcript is spliced from 7 exons. The coding region runs from base 167 to 1552 and encodes 461 amino acids. The record is from RefSeq and is a predicted model, not a curated record. NCBI's taxonomy places the organism in Eukaryota, Metazoa, Chordata, Mammalia, Artiodactyla, Hippopotamidae.
CGCACGCCCGCUCGCUGGCCCGGGCUGCCCCGGCGCUGGGCACCGAGGCGGGAAGCCGGCGGGCAGGACGCGCCCCGCGCCCGCGCCCGAGCCCGCGCCCACCUCGGCGCCUUUGCGCUCCGCAGCGGCGCGCCUCGGCCGGCGGCCCCGCCAGUCCUGCCGGAAGAUGGUCAACGACCGGUGGAAGACCAUGGGCGGCGCUUCCCAACUUGAGGACCGGCCGCGCGACAAGCCGCAGCGGCCGAGCUGCGGCUACGUGCUGUGCACCGUGCUGCUGUCACUGGCUGUGCUGCUGGCCGUGGCUGUCACCGGUGCCGUGCUCUUCCUGAACCAUGCCCACGCACCCAGCACGGCACCCCCGCCCGUCGUCAGCACCGGGCCGGCCGGGGCCAACAGCGCCCUGGUUACCGUGGACAGGGCCGACAGCUCGCGCCUCAGCAUCCUCAUCGACCCGCGCUGCCCUGACCUCGCCGACGGCUUCGCCCGCCUGGAGGGCGCCCAGGCCUCUGUGCUGCAGGCGCUGAGCCAGCGCCAGGCCGAGCCACGGCUGCCGGGAGAACAGGAGCAAGAGCUGCUGGACACCCUGGCUGACCAGCUCCCCCGGCUGCUGGCCCGGGCCUCGGAGCUGCAGGCGGAGUGCAUGGGGCUGCGGAAGGGGCACGGCAUGCUGGGCCAGGGGCUCAGCGCCCUGCAGAGCGAGCAGGGCCGCCUCAUCCAGCUUCUCUCUGAGAGCCAAGGCCACAUGGCUCACCUGGUGAACUCGGUGAGCGACGUCCUGGACGCCCUGCAGAGGGACCGGGGGCUGGGCCGGCCCCACGUCAAGGCUGACCUUCAGAGGGCCCCUGCGAGGGGAUCGCGGCCCCGGGGCUGCGCCAACGGCUCUCGGCCACGCGACUGUCUGGACGUCCUCCUGAGUGGACAGCAGGAAGAUGGCGUGUACUCUGUCUUCCCCACGCACGACCCCGCCGGCUUCCAGGUCUACUGCGACAUGCGCACGGACGGGGGCGGCUGGACGGUGUUUCAGCGCCGGGAGGACGGCUCCGUGAACUUCUUCAGAGGCUGGGAGGCAUACCGGAACGGCUUCGGCAAGCUCACGGGCGAGCACUGGCUAGGGCUCAAGAGGAUCCACGCCCUCACCACGCAGGCAGCCUAUGAGCUGCACGUGGACCUGGAGGACUUUGACAACGGCACAGCCUACGCCCACUACAGGAGCUUUGGUGUGGGCUUGUUCUCCGUGGACCCCGAGGAAGACGGGUACCCGCUCACCGUGGCCGACUACUCAGGCACUGCAGGGGACUCCCUCCUGAAGCACAGCGGCAUGAGGUUCACCACCAAAGACCGCGACAGUGACCACUCGGAGAACAACUGCGCAGCCUUCUACCGCGGCGCCUGGUGGUACCGCAACUGCCACACGUCCAACCUCAACGGGCAGUACCUGCGCGGCGCGCACGCCUCCUACGCCGACGGCGUCGAGUGGUCCUCCUGGACCGGCUGGCAGUACUCACUCAAGUUCUCUGAGAUGAAGAUCCGGCCGGUCCGCGAGGACCGCUAGUGUCCGGCCCCGCCCACCGCCCGGCCCCGCCCCAUCCCCUCGCCAUCCUCUGCCACCCCUCCCCCGCCG